CCGUUUGAGCAAACAGGGAAAACAUGCCAUAUGAAUAAAGCACUGAACUGGGGAAAAAAAAAAAUAAUAAAAAAAUAAAAAAAGGUAGGUGUUAUGCAAAAGUCCCAGGACUGUUUCAGUGACCACAUCCCCGACCAGUUCCUUGACCACAUCCCUGACCUUGAUCGCUUCACUGACCGUCACCGCUUCCCUGACCAUGACCGCUUCCCUGGCCGCUUCCCUGGCCGCUUCCCUGGCCGCUUCCCUGGCCGCUUCCCUGGCCGCUUCCCUGACCCUGACCGCUUCCCUCACCGCUUCCCUGACCCUGACCGCUUCCCUGGCAGCUUCCCUGGCCGCUUCCCUCAUCGCUUCCCUGACCACUUUGCUGGAAAACAUGCCAUAUGAAUAAAUCACUGAACU
Sinocyclocheilus anshuiensis is the source of this 399-nucleotide messenger RNA. RefSeq lists its product as uncharacterized. The record is from RefSeq and is a predicted model, not a curated record. NCBI's taxonomy places the organism in Eukaryota, Metazoa, Chordata, Actinopteri, Cypriniformes, Cyprinidae. The coding region runs from base 94 to 384 and encodes 96 amino acids. The transcript is spliced from 3 exons.